Cinara cedri is the source of this 4832-nucleotide messenger RNA. The record is from the annotation of a GenBank genome assembly. Lineage: Eukaryota; Metazoa; Arthropoda; Insecta; Hemiptera; Aphididae.
AUGGAAUAUUUUUUUCUUGUUGUGUAUGAGUUUGAGUUUGUGGACCCUUAUGUUUGUCAUUUAAAGAUUUUGUCAUCUGUGCAAAAGAAACAUUUUGAGUAACUGGUUUCGCAGAAUUUUGUUGUAUUCUUUCUAAUGCUGAUAUUUUUUUGGAUGAACUUUCUUUACUGCUUUUUUAUAAGCGAAGUAUCCUUUCCAAUUUGAAGUGUGACCUUUUCCACAAUUUGCGUAUUUAACCUUUGAUUUCUUAGACUUUACGGUUGGCGGUGUAUUUCAUUCAAACAGUUUCAUACGUCCAACUUCCACGGGCUGGUAGAAUUAAACACUAUGAUAUUAUGGUAUACCAAUAUAAUAUUAUACCAACAAAUUAUCAGAAACUCAAUCAGGAGAGUUUUUGAGCCUUGACUAUGGGGGGGGGGGGGCGAAAUAAUUUAAUUUAAUAUUAAUGAUUAAUAAGAAAAAAAUACGGAUAUACUUCGCAUGAUGUGAUCACUGUUGUAGAACCAGUAUUCAGUAACUAGACUUGUUCCUCAUAAUUCUUUAUUAAAACAAUUUUCGUUGAAAUCUUAUAAAAAAAAUAUGCUAUAUUGAAUUAAAUUUUUUUUGAUUUGACCGUCGCAAAUUACGACUUAUAAUUAACCUCCUAUUCGAUUUUCAAACAUGUCUGUUUUUUCCAACAAAUUUAUUCACAGCUAGAGUACCUAUCAAAUACAAAUUACUCACAAAAUUAAAGUGUCUAUAAAUAGUUUAAGUAUGGUUUAAAUGUUUUACAGUUUUACCAUGUAAAAUAGUCAAACAUAAGUUUGUUGUCCAAAUUUCAAGUAUCUACGAAUAUUUUUAACUGAAUUACAACAAAGAACCCAAUUGAGAAUAAUGAAAAGAUACGAAAAAAUAAAAAAUAAAAAUUAUACGGUUCCAAUGACCUAUUUUCCGAUUAAUUAUUUUUCCAAAAAAAAAAAGUUCCACUAAAAUACCAGGUUAUUCAUUUAAGUGGGCACACUCAUUAUAUCGGAAGUAUUAAAUUUUUCCGGAAUUUGUUUUUUAGAACAUUUAAGAAACAAGCUGCUCCACAAUUUUAUAUUUGUUUUAUUUUUUGUUAGAAGGGUCAUAGAUAGGCAAUUUAUUAUCCUUUCCUAUUCCUGCCAUCUAAACUUUAAACUCUUAUAACUCAUAAACGAUAAAUUUGAUAUUAGUGUUAUGCGUGUCAAAAUUUCUAGAAAAAUAUUCUUUAUUCGAGUUUGUUUUCAAUAGGGGGGGGGUUACUAUUUGAAAAUCAAAAGUAUACGUUUAUAACUUCGUUAUUAUGAUAAGGCAAUUUUUUUUUGUUUUUUUAAAAUCCUAUAAUAAAACAAAAUAAUAAUUAUUUAGAGUUCUGCUGUACUAAAAUACGACACGUACUUUUAUAAAAAGAAAAAUACCUUUGUUUGCAGGGUCAUCUCCAGGAACCGCUAAAUUCGUAUGCGUUUUUUUUUAAAUCUUAAAAUAUUUUGUCGGACAUUUUAUCGGAAAUGUAAAGAUAUAGUCAUAUAAACAUCCUAUUAUAUUGUUUUGAUAUUUUUAGUGUUUUCGAAAUUCGUAUACUAUUAACAAUAAAUCGUACAUUUAUUUAUUUACAGAGCAUUGUUAUGUUACGUGGAACCGGAAACAGGCAUAGCUGUUCUUAACACGUCCAAAGUAGCGUCUGCCACCCUGACUAAAACUUUAUAUCCGAACCCGACCGACAGUACUACGCAAUGCAUCGUACCGCCAGUCAAACCAAAAUCUUCUAUUCGCACCGAUUUGCCAAGUGAGUAUAGUAAUUUUAGUUAAUUAUUUUUUAUAAUAACUUCAAACCAAUUAUAAUUUUUCGAAAAUUCGAAAGUAUACAUCGAAUAUAAUAUUAAGGGGAGUGAUAAAAACCGUUCUUAUUUUUUCAAUUUUAUUAAAUUCGAUAUUUAUUUUAACGACAAUUUUAUUUCAUGCUGUCUGAACACGAUCGUUUUUAUACGAACUUUAAAUUAAAAUUAAUAUACCAUAAUAUUUGGUCAAAAUAUCCACAAGAAUAUAUAAUUUAUGAAUAAAAGAAAUACCCUUUGCAUACCCUAAACUUUAUUUGUAUUAGUUGUGAACGCGCUGAAAUCUGAAAAAACAGAAAAUAUUAAACCGGUAGGUUAGGUAUAGGAACUGUAACAGGUGAUUCAUUUAAAUGGGUAAAAACUCAUUAUCUCGAAAAGUAUUAACUUUUUCUGGAAUUUUGUUUUCUAGAGCAAUUAAGAAACCAGCUGCUCCACAAUUCUAUGUUUGUGUUAUUUUUGUCACCCUCAUGCAUGGGAGUAAAAUCACUAUCUAAUUUUGAUUUUCAAAUGGCAAUCUACAUUGAAAAUUCCAUAAAUAGAUUGAAUAUUAGUUAAAAUAAAUGUUAGUGUUGACAUUUUUGAUUUCCGUCUAUCCGUUAACGAGAUAUUCAAAUUUUAAGUUUGGCUUGAAGGACAAUAGUGGAGUAUUAUUAGUAGAGCACGGAUAUUGUAGUAGUAAAAAAUAUUGAAAUUGAUUGCGCUAAAAAAUACUGAAAAUUUCACUAAAAAUAUUAAAAAUUGUACUAAAAACAAACAUUUUUUUUACAAAAAUGGAAAUAAUUGGCUUAAUUUUCGGCAUAUUUACAAAACAAUAACAGAACACGUUCACUCAAAAUUCACGGAGUUACUGAAGAAUAGAUUUAUAACAGUCAAACAGUCACAUUUCAAAAAUUAUUUUUCUAUUCUAUUGAAUAUCUACCAACUUGGAAUUAUCAAAAUAAAAAUAUGAUACCAUUAUUAGAUUUUAUAGCUGGCAAUAUUAUAGUAUAAUCUUAUCUAUACGAUUGUCGAGUGCCGACUAUAGCUAAAAUAGUUGUGUAAAUGAGUAAAUUCAACAAAAUUGAAAAAAUUGCACUUAAAACUUCUAGAUUUGAUUUCGUACUUACAUGAAUCGAAUUUGAAACUUACUUAGCAAUAAAUUGAAAAGGUAGAAAAAAAGUUGCAAAUGCAACAACAUCCGUGCUCCAAUCAUUAGUGUAGCGGUACGGCGCGCGGCAGGUUAAUAAUUAGAGUAGUCACUGGAGAGUCAAAUGGUCUCGUCAACGGUUUGACAGGAAUCAAAAAUAUCAUAAAAUUUAUUUUAACUAAUACUCAAUCUAUUUAUGGACUUUUUAAUAUAGGUUACAAUUUGAAAAUUUUUUUUUUUAUUAGAUAUGAUAAGAUGUUCCUAGCCUUGGCUAUUUACAUAUAUUGAUAUUUACAAUGGUACAUUUUUCAACUGUUUGAAGAUGAUUAUUAAUUAAGAAAGAAAUUUAAAUAGUAAAAUAGAAUUACUUAAUAUAGGGUAUAACAUAGAAAGGCGCUGACAUGCCUGUUGAAGUUUGGAUGAGAUAUAGGGCUGCCAUGUUAGCCGUUUAUCCAAAGUCAAGCCAAGGUACUUUACUGACGAGUUCCAAGGUAUAUUUACAUUGUUGAAUCUUAAUUGUGCAGGAGGACGGUAACCACGAAGACUGAAAAUAACACCUACGCUUUUUGACGCAUUUAUUUGGAUACGCCAUUUUUUGCACCGGUAAGAUAUUGUAUCAAAAUGGACUUGCAAAUUUGUGGUUAUUGCUUCAAUGUUACGUGAUUCGGUGAAAAUUGUAAUGUCGUCUGCAAAAAGGACGAUAUUUGUACGAGGUGACUGGGGGAUAUCAUAUACGUAGAUGCUAAAUAGUAUGGGACCAAAUUUAGAGCUCUGGUGUACACCAGCAGACCUUAGGAAUAAGGUCAGAGGUGUUGUUAUUUGUUUUAACAGCGAACUGCCUAUUAAGUAGAAAUUAACUAAUAAUAUUGAACAAGUAAGAGUGGAGUAUUUUGGAUUUUAGUUUAAACAGUAGGCCCUCGUGCUAAACUUUAUCAAAUGUCUUUGAUAUGUCUAAAAAUACAGUUCCAAUAUGACAAUGUUUUUCAAAAUUAGUAUUAAUAUGUUCAGUUAUCCUAAGUAAUUGUUGAACCGUAGAGUGAAUUGAUCUAAACCCAAAUUGGAAUUCAGGUAUAAUAUCUAUGGCAUUCAAGUAGAAAAGUAGUCUAGUGUGGAUGAUUUUUUCAAACAAUUUGGAAAUUGAAGAUAAGAGGCUGAUUGACCUAUAGCUGUCAGGAUUAGAUUUGUCCUUUUCUGGUUUGUUUAUUAGUAUUAUGGUUGCAACUAUUCAUUUGAAUGGAAAGUAACCAAAACGCAAUAAUGAGUUGAAUAAUGUGGCAAUAAACACUAGUCCUUUUGGUGGUAUUUUUUUUAGCAUAAGGUUUGUAAUUUUGUCAUGACCAGGUGAUUUUUUGUUUCAGAAGAUUUUUAAUAAUUUGUUUGAUUUCGUUAGACUUUACAUAAUUUAUAGAGUUUUGGACUGCAUAAUUCGGCAGUUCUAAGGUAUGUCUUACUCUUAGGAUGUUGCUUGGAUUACAGAUAUGGUUGGGAGAAAUGAUAUGACAAGUUUUGCGUCAGUGCGGAAAGGGGGAAUGGUGUUGAUAUUUUGGUUUAAUAGCCUUUUGGUUGCUUUCCACAAAUUUAAAUCUCCCGGUCGCAUGUUUAACAAAAAACUUUAGUAAAAGCAUACACGGUAACUCUGUAAAGCUACUUGGACUUCUUUGGUGAGCAGGUUUAGCAUUUUUUUAUCUGUAGAGCUUUGCCAAGUGCGCCUGGCUAAAUGUUUACGAAUAAUAAGUGAAGAUAUGGAAUGUAAUAAGUUGCCAGAAUUGUGCAUAUUUUGUGGUACGGAAUUUGAACAGGACUGCGCGGCUUCUGUUAUGACGUUAAUAAAACCCGGAAGGAAACGUAAAAAAAAAAAGGGAAAUUUAUGA